ACUAGUGCUGAAGGAGAGAGAAAGGGUUACUCAUAACUGAAGGAGCAGUUGCCUUACAUGCUGAGGGAAGAGAGACUUGAAAGUUGCUGCUGCUGUAGUGGAAUUUUUUGGAUUCUUUCUGUAAACGCUCCAUCCAACUACUUCAAGCUGAUUCCUCUCCUUGCGAGUGCAGUUGCUAGCACUGCGAAAAAUAGUUUCACAAAGAAAUGAAAUAGUUUUACAGUUGAUUUGUAAAAGGUGGUUUCGUGAUCACAGUUCUCUAUAUAAAUAUGUGACAAGUUAAAGUAACUGAAUCGUCAUCUGUUAUACGGUGGUGAAAAGUUUAUUAACAGAGUUAUUGCGUGGGUUCACUCACAGGAAGAGACUGACAUAAAAAUUGUCUUUACUGGAAAUUGGACUCUGAAUUAGCAAGUUGGGGCUAUAAACACUUAUCGUGAAGGCCAAAACCAAGAUCCAGUUUCAAACUGCAUGGGAUUCUUCCAUAUUAUAAGCAUCAUGUUUUUAUAACUUUGCUCGGUGGAGCGGGUGAGGACAAGGAUGUAAAUGACGAAAUUAUGGUUUUGUGUUAUUUGUCAAGUGUCAUAAACCUCAUGGACACUUAUUCGCACUGCUGAGACUAUAACGCUCGUCACGCUGUACUACAUGCAAACCCCUCUCUAAUCUCCUACGCAAUAAUAGUAUAGUGAUUUUUAGUUCAACAUGGUCAUCAUGUGUAAUUUUGUAAACCAAGUCAAGACAAGUAGAGGACCUAUGCAUAUGUAACUGUUGUAUAUAUGACUAAUAAGGUCAUGUAUUGUUCAAUUUGCAAUUAUCAUUGGGUUUGUGGUUCUCCAUGAUGAUGAUAAGUCGUCGGGACUGAUAAGAUAAGAUGAAAACCAUCCGUUGAAUGCAACACUGCUUGUUCUCUGCUGAUCUGUGUUUGCUCUGUGUGGACAUAAUUGGGCAGGGUAUAAAUUGGCUUUUGGAGUGUUUAUCGAAAUUGGACUUUGCGAGGCCGGCUGAUUUUUGUGUUACCAACGCUGCUCGAGUAGUCGAGUCAAGUCAGUUACUUAAAUGUGAUCACAUCAUCAUCAUUGCAAUUGUAACAAUCGAACGGAAAGUGCUGCUGUAUUAUUACCUUCAUGGAUUGACUCACUCUGUCAGUCGAGUGCCAUUCCCCGUGCAAUUCACUCUUCACGCCAUAAUAAUAUCUUAUUUCUGGUUACUAUAUUACAACGUUGGACAAGAUACAAUCGAUGGGAAUCGUUGGUUACCACCACUCUUUUGUUCUGUUCUCUGACUUCGAUGCUGUCAGCUCUCUGAUUUGGAAUAAUAGUAAACUUUUUGAGAGAAUUGUGUGAGACCAAUAGCAAGUUAAACUGAAACUCCUCUCUCGUCUCUCUGCGCUGGGGUGUAUCCUAAAGUGGAUCGAAUUGCUAAUUUCAUCCACCACGAGACAUUCUAUGCAGUAAUACAUGGCCCUCACUCGAAAAAAUAUUAAAUUGCGGAAAAGGGAAGCUGCUGCAGCAGUGUUGUAAUGUAACCAGCAAAGUGAAUCGGACUUGGAGUCAAAAUUGCAACAAGCACUAUCUGUACACUGCCUCGUCCAAUUUUGCCAUUACUACAGAGUAAAACUGCAAAUAUCACAACAAGAAAAGAGUUUUAAGGAGUUUGCUUAAUCCAAUGCAGCCAGUUUGUGCUGUUUUUGGUGCUGCUGAUGAUGAUGACGGUGUGCGGUAGAGCUGAAUUAUGAUAAUACGGCGGAAUGAACAGCGAGCAGCAGUAUAGCGUUGUUAAAAGAAAACAGUUAAGUUUAGUUGGUUGGUCUCAACUAGUGAGUGGUUUGGUGGUAGCAGUACUUACUUGGUCGUCGUCGUCAGUAAAUAACAGCCAGAAUGGUGGUCUGGUUGUAGUAAUAUUGAAUUGGUGACCCAAUUCACCAUCUUGCAGCUCACGAAACUUUUCACUCACAAAUAAAUUGUGAUAAAUAAAUAUGCUACAGCAGUGUAGUUAAAUACAGGCUUAUAAAAAUUUUUUUAUCGCAAAGAGGGAAAUUAGGAAACUGAAUUUGGUGAAAGUAGGAGGAGGAAUAGUGUGGUGGGAGUGAGUGAAUGAGUAAAGUGCUCCUACGAAAAAAAGUUGGUGAAAGUGCUGGGAGCAUAAAUAAAGUGGGAGAGCCAGGAGUGAAAGAAAAAUUCCUCCCACGAUGGCCUUACAGUCCGCGGCUGGAGGAAUGUGGGUGGACCACCAUCCGCCACCGCCAAAAUCCCCUCCCUCUUCCUCUUAUAGCCCUUCACCCGUCACAUUCCGUCCUCCUCCCCCCGUCACCACGACCUUCACACCCAGUCCCAAAUCUUGGGCUGGAGGAGAUGGAGUUUUGAGUUCCUCAACGACGCGUGAAGUCAGUCAGAGGUUAUCAUCUUCCAGAAGUCGUACCUCGGAAGAGCCUCACAUUGGCAAAUAUCGCCUCCUCAAAACAAUUGGCAAAGGCAAUUUUGCAAAAGUCAAGUUGGCAAAGCACCUUCCCACCGGCAAAGAGGUGGCAAUUAAGAUAAUCGAUAAAACUCAAUUAAAUCCGGGUAGUUUACAAAAGCUGUUUCGUGAAGUUAGGAUAAUGAAAAUGCUGGAUCAUCCAAAUAUAGUAAAACUGUUUCAAGUAAUUGAAACGGAGAAAACCUUGUACCUUGUGAUGGAAUAUGCAAGUGGUGGAGAGGUCUUUGACUACUUAGUUUUACAUGGCAGAAUGAAAGAGAAAGAGGCUAGGGCUAAAUUUCGUCAGAUUGUGUCCGCAGUACAGUAUUGCCACCAAAAGAAAAUAAUACACCGGGAUCUAAAAGCAGAAAACUUAUUAUUAGAUAGUGAAAUGAAUAUCAAAAUAGCAGAUUUCGGAUUUAGCAAUGAAUUUACUCCAGGAACCAAACUGAUGACGUUCUGUGGGUCACCACCAUAUGCCGCCCCCGAGCUGUUUCAAGGGAAAGUAUACGAUGGGCCUGAAGUCGAUGUUUGGUCACUUGGAGUGAUUUUAUACACACUAGUCAGUGGGUCGUUGCCUUUCGACGGGACAACGCUGAGGGAGUUGAGGGAGCGGGUUCUCCGUGGGAAAUAUCGGAUACCUUUUUAUAUGUCCACUGACUGUGAAAAUCUAUUAAAAAAAUUUUUAGUUCUCAAUCCAGCUAAACGAGCAUCGUUAGAGACAAUAAUGAAGGAUAAAUGGAUGAACAUGGGUUAUGAAGAAGAUGAACUUAAGCCCCAUAUCGAACCUGAAUCGGACUACACAGAUCUAAGGAGAAUAGAUGCUAUUAAAUGUAUAGAAAUACUAGCGGGGAUGGGCUACAAUAAGUCUGACAUUGAGGAUAGUUUAAAGCAACAAAAAUAUGAUGACAUAUUUGCAACCUAUUUACUACUUGGAAGGCGAUCGUCAGAUUUGGAAAGUGAUGGUUCAAGAUCGGGCAGCUCAUUAUCAUUACGCAACAUUGUUGGGGGAGGAGGCGGAGGAGCAGGGACCGGGAACUCAGUAGCGACUGGCGGAACAGGUGGUCAAUCGCCGUCUCAUCAUAGAGUUCACCGUUCCAUAUCGGCCACCAACUCCAAGCCCUCUAGAAGGGCAAGCGGUGGGGAAAGUUUGCGUGAAUCCAUCGCUUCUCACGCGGCUGGGACGGGGAAUAAUGCUGCUGCAAACAAUCAUAAUUAUGCAACUCCUCCUUCAGGGAAUUUCAAACGUCAAAACACGGUAGAUUCUGCAACUAUCAAGGAGAAUACGGCAAGAAUAAGUGCUGCAAACAAUGCGGCUGGAAUAAAUUCCACUCGACCCGUAUCUGCUACUGUCAAGACUGCAAACACUCCGUCUUCAUUAGACACAGGUGCUGCCAACAGCCCAAAACCUCGUGGUAUAACAAAGUCCAAUACAAUGACAGGGACAGGAAACCGGUCAAACCCGAUCGGGGGUUCUGUUGGCCGCAGUGGCCGAAGUGCCGUGGGUUACGAGGCCAAGGCUUCCUCCAACGAGAAGACAAAUGCUGUGGGAGAUUCUGCUACAAGUGGUGCUUUAUUGCCGGUGGGUGGUGGUGGGGAAGUGGGUGCUCGUGCGAAAGGUCAUACAAAAUCUGCCUCCAUUUCUGCUGCUGGUUCUCGGCACUCUGACUUACCACCGCUUGACACUAAUAUCGAUUCUGCUCUUAAAAGCUCGAACAAGACGAGUGGGGGGUUACCAGCGGGGGUAGCUCCGACAAAUAGGAACGCUUUUCCAAGAAAUGUGCCCAGUCGGUCUACGUUCCACUCUGGGCAAAAUAGACCAAGAAAUCACGCAUCGAAUGCAUACUCGGCGCUCACCACGCAGGACACAUCGUCAAUCAACCCAGGCGCUAGAUCGUCAUUUUUCUCCAAAUUGUCCUCUAGAUUUUCCAAAAGACCGAUGGAAAAUGUCCCACCCUCGACGCCGACGACUAUGAGCAAGCUCCCUGGACAACAACAACCACCAUCACUUCCUACAAACCAAAACCAACCCAUAGACGAAGCAAGCCAAGUCAAACCACGUUCCUUACGGUUUACUUUUAGUAUGAAGACCACCUCCACAAGAGACCCAAACGAAAUUAUGGCCGAGAUUCGAAAGGUCUUGGACAGUAAUAACUGCGAUUACGAACAACGCGAGAAAUUUCUCCUCCUCUGUGUUCACGGCGACCCGAAUACUGACUCUUUGGUGCAAUGGGAAAUUGAAGUGUGUAAACUGCCUCGUCUUUCUCUCAACGGCGUGCGGUUUAAACGCAUCUCCGGCACUUCCAUCGGAUUCAAGAAUAUCGCGUCCAAAGUGGCCAACGAGCUCAAGUUGUAAACAUGUCAAGUACCUACUAGGCUAACCUUGGUGUACACACGUACCAGUGUUCGUAAUUUUUUCUACACUCAACACGUGGAAAUUAAUACGAAUCCACCAUUCUUAGUAUCCGUUGCCGGUGAUUUCUCCUCCUCUCCAUUCAUCCUCCCUCGUCUUUACCUUUAUGGAAAGAAAAGAAAAACGUCUCCGUUUCAUUGGAGUCUCCUUCACUUCACUUCACUUAAAAAAACCCACCCAUUCACCAAACCACAGUCGUCGGUCGCCGUCUUCAUCAAACUAACAACCACAACAACUACUACUACUACUGUUCGUUCGUCGUUCGUAUGAUAGUCACUACACUACUACUACAGUACUACUACUUCUAGUUGGUAUCUCAACUUAAUUAAUGUACCAUUUAUAUAACAAACUUAGUUUUAGCUAUUUCACCAACAACACAAAGGAUACACAAUUACUAUUACAUAAUGAUAACACCCAGGCUUAAGCAAUGAUGCUGAUUUUGGUGGACUUGUUCACCAAAAGUCCUCCUCCCUCACUCCCUCCAAGACCUCAUGACGAAAGUACCAGGAGAUGACCGACAAAUAAUUUAUUGUUUUCCAUUAUAUUAUAAUGAAUGGGACUUAUUUAGUAGACGAAAAAGAAUUAUUCACCAGCGAUGUUGUAGUAUGUAGCUCUGUGUUACUGCUGCGGCUUGUACUACUACACCUCGCAUUAAAAAAACAAAUAUUUAUACCAAGUUUUAUCCUCUGUACAUUAUAACUUAUUAUUUAAUAACCAGCAGAGAGUAUAGUAGCAAAGUAUUGUUUGUAUUUGGCAUUAUUCAACUUACUUAUUACGUACGUCGUGCGUGCGAAAUGAUUUUCGGUGUGUGACUGGGGCAUAAUCGCUCGGACUGAUUUAAACAUUUUAAUCUUAUAAUAUACAUUUAGAUUUUAAACUGUUGCUAUUUCAUUACUCAUAAUAAUUGCAUUAUGAUUAUCAUUAUUAUUAUAAUUUAGCGUCUCCCAAACGCUCAUUUUCAUCGUUCAGUGACGACGACGAGCAUUUUAAAUGAAAAUAAAACUGUAGAUAACUUGUCAAUUUACAAAGAUGUAUACAUACACACAAACCCCAACAUUUUUUUGAGUUUCCUUGAAAUAAUGGUUCUUCAAUUUGUGCAAGUGUUUGUGUGUGUGUUUUUUUCAUAGUAUUUCAUUCAUGUAGUGAUAAUACUUUUGCUUGAAUGUCCCAUUACUUGUAUUAUUACUACGUUGACUUAUUACGUGUAUUGAUUGUAUUUAGUCAUCACUGAAAGAAGAAGAGUAAAAUGGACUCGUCGCCCCCUCGUUGUCGUCGUCGUCGUCAUCAUCCUCAACGUUUCUCCAUAUUACAAGAACUAUUCAUAGUAUUCCUUGAUUUAUGAUGAUGAUGACGAUGAAAUAACUAAUUUGUGACAUUAGAAAUGUGUAGCCCAUGCCUCAACUGGGCAAUCUUAAAAAUUAAAAGCAUACAAAUUGUGACUAUGAAUUGUACGAAAUGCAAUCAUUUAUAGUACAUUAAAUUACCAUUACUAAAAGUACCACAAAAACCAACAACCUCAAUAAUUUACCUUGUUACUAAAACCGCUUACUCUUAAUAAAUAUGUACGGACAAGUAAUAUGCAAACC
Folsomia candida is the source of this 6450-nucleotide messenger RNA. RefSeq names its product MAP/microtubule affinity-regulating kinase 3. Gene Ontology annotation, molecular function: protein serine/threonine kinase activity; tau-protein kinase activity; ATP binding. Bases 2186 to 4807 code for a protein of 873 amino acids. Gene Ontology annotation, biological process: protein phosphorylation; microtubule cytoskeleton organization; intracellular signal transduction. Gene Ontology annotation, cellular component: cytoplasm. The transcript has 23 exons. Lineage: Eukaryota; Metazoa; Arthropoda; Collembola; Entomobryomorpha; Isotomidae. The record is from RefSeq and is a predicted model, not a curated record.